Messenger RNA from Diabrotica virgifera virgifera (western corn rootworm), 1127 nucleotides. RefSeq lists its product as uncharacterized. The record is from RefSeq and is a predicted model, not a curated record. The transcript has 2 exons. The coding region runs from base 167 to 1033 and encodes 288 amino acids. NCBI's taxonomy places the organism in Eukaryota, Metazoa, Arthropoda, Insecta, Coleoptera, Chrysomelidae. Gene Ontology annotation, molecular function: DNA binding. Gene Ontology annotation, cellular component: nucleus; transcription regulator complex. Gene Ontology annotation, biological process: regulation of transcription by RNA polymerase II.
CCUUGACAACGCAGAGCAACGGGGAUUCGCCUACGACGCGAUUCGGCUGAAACUGGUUGUUUUGUGGUUUUCAAUCAGUCUAAAAUCGAUUAUUUUUGGUCACAGUUGCGUUGCAGUUGGGCGUGUUUUGUCUAUUCAAUUAUUUGUUAAUUUUAUCUAUAAUAAAAUGUGUGACCAGGAAUUAAACAUUAAAUUCGUCAGAGAGAUUGAGAAAUAUGAAGCUUUAUACAAUAAUACACUUUCUGAUUACUCGAGGAAAGAUGUGACUGACAAAGCCUGGCAAAAUGUGGCAGCUGUAGUAAAUAUGUCAGUUGCUGACUGCAAAGAGAAAUGGCGUAACCUACGUACAGUUUUUAUACGUAAAAUUAAACCUCUGCCAAGUGGAUCCGUGGCAAAAAGAAGAGCGUAUUACUUAGAAGAAGCCAUGCAGUUUAUUUUGCCUUUCGUCAAAACAUCGGCUCUCUCUACACCUAGGGAUUUACCAUCAGUAGCACACCUAUGUUCGGCUAGUACUAAUGAAGAUAUUGGUGAAGAGGAAACGCCUGACGACAUGCUAAGUAUUGAGAUAAAAACUGAGAUAACAGAUUUCACCGUUCCGUUACCUCCUCAAGCUCCCCAAACGAUGUGCUUAGAUACCAGCUCAGCACCUAUCUUGCCCCCUCGAAGUGAGACAAAUUCGAUUUCAGUAAAAAGAUUAGCAACAGAAGUAGAUCGAAGUGUGGCUGAAUACUUCCAAGCUAAGAAAAGAAAGCUCAGUGAUGUCACUUCUACAAAAAUGACCAGUGAUGCUACUUCUACAAAAAUUGAGCAGCAAGAGAGUCUCAGAAUGUUUUUGAUCAGCUUGCUACCAGAAUUAGAAGAGCUUAAUCACAAUCAAAUUAAGUUAUUCAAAAGACGAGUUUUAUCUGUUCUGGACGAGAUAACAACAACAUCCCAACAGCAGCUACCAGUUUCUAGAUACCAAGAAGUAUCCUCACCUCAGUUUGAUUCCUCUGACGGGUUAGUGUAUCGUCCUACUAGUCCACAGUACUGAGCAACCGAAGUUUAUAAAACUGAUUCUCAAAAGAUGUGAAAAGAGCAUAAUAAUCCUUAAUACUUAAUUGAAAAAAAUAAAUUUGUUAAAUUUA